Ogataea haglerorum is the source of this 777-nucleotide messenger RNA. RefSeq lists its product as uncharacterized. Gene Ontology annotation, cellular component: Set1C/COMPASS complex. Lineage: Eukaryota; Fungi; Ascomycota; Pichiomycetes; Pichiales; Pichiaceae. The transcript is spliced from 2 exons. The coding region runs from base 1 to 777 and encodes 258 amino acids. The record is from RefSeq and is a predicted model, not a curated record. Gene Ontology annotation, molecular function: protein binding; chromatin binding.
AUGGCGACGCCAAUCUCAGCUAACCUUCUGCUCUCGCUGAAGCCGGCAAAGUUGUUUAGCAAUCACGUGCCGAACACGCCCAUAACGUCUAUUGAUUUUGACCACACAGGCCAGUUCCUCCUCACCGCCGGCGUCGACGAAAGCAUACAUCUCUACGAUGUCGCCAAAGGAAGACAUGUCAAGCCCAUCUACUCCAAGAAAUACGGCUGCCAUCUGGCCAAACUGACCAGCAAGGAAAACACUUGUGUGUUUGCAUCCACCAAGGAAAACGAUACAAUUCGGUAUCUAUCGCUGCAUGAUAACUCUUUCAUCAGAUAUUUCAAAGGUCAUACGGCCCUGGUGACAGAUCUGGCCAUGGCCGAUCUUAAUCAUAUGUUUGUUAGUGCCGCCUACGAUUACAGUGUCCGCCUGUGGGACACGAGGAGUGCCAAUUGCCAGGCUACUCUGGUGACCGACGACAUCCCGUUCUCCAUAGCCCUUGAUCCAUCGAACACAGUCGUUGCCAUCUACAACUCUAGUUCAAAUGUCCUAUCCCUGCAUGCGGUGGCGCAUAUUACGGAACGGCCAUUCGCCACCGUGGUGUGUGACUUUGCAAAGCCGCCAAUUGCCUCUCAUCGAGAGAGAAUACCCCGACACCGGCAACUUGGCGGUCUCUCCGGACUGCCGGUUCAUCUUUGGUGGCAAUGGCGACGGUUCUGUACUGGUAUGGGACUUGAAACUUUUGUCGACUCAAGAACUGCCGGCAGUAUUGCAUCCAGUCAAAAAGAUAGAAAAUGA